Molecule: messenger RNA, 2708 nt
Organism: Anguilla anguilla (European eel)
Lineage: Eukaryota; Metazoa; Chordata; Actinopteri; Anguilliformes; Anguillidae
Gene: brat1
Product: BRCA1-associated ATM activator 1
Exons: 14
Coding region: 138-2639 (833 amino acids)
Biological process (GO): DNA damage response; cell population proliferation; positive regulation of protein phosphorylation
Cellular component (GO): nucleus
Source: RefSeq, a predicted model, not a curated record
GUCCCUGUUAGGGCGAUGGUCUGGUCCAAAAUGGACGUGUAUGUUCGUGGACGGUUUACCGUGUUCCAGCCAUAGACUGUAUAAAAAUAGGUUGCAGCAGAAAGUAAGGCAAUAUAUUUUGAGAUGAGAUAAGUGAAAUGGACAGUAAAUGUGUGGAAUUACUGCCCCUUGUAUGUUCAGUUCUAGCUGACCCGAAACAAGCACUGUCAGAUGACACGUGCUUAGAAAAAUUUCUGGACUGGUUUAGCGCUUUAACAGCACCUGAUUCUCCAUUACUGGAGAUACAGCCCUGCCUGGUCACAUUCAUAUCCAGUGUGUGUAAGUCAAAGACUGCCGAGCCCAGCAUUCUCUCCUUUGCUCUCAAGCUGACUGGGCUGCUUGCUGCCAAUGAAGAGGGUUUUUACAUCUUAAAGCAACAGAGCAUUUUGGAAAGUGCCUUUGAAUAUCAGGGGUGGAGCGAUUCUUGUCUCUGGGAAGAUGCAACAGUGCGCAGUGGAUGGGCCCAUGGGUUGCACAGCAUGGUACAGCACCAGGAGGCUAUGUGCUUCCUGUUUAGGAAUGGGCUGAUUAAAGUGGUGCUGCAAUUGCAAGUGGACAAAAGUCUAUUUGUUGCCUCCGCAGCAAACCAGCUUUUAGCUCACAUUUUAAACUUCAGUGAGCUAAGGUCCACUUGCACAUCUUUGGGCAAUGGCAGCAGGACUGACCUGAGGGAGGUGUACGAGGACAGGCUCGCCGCAGAAUGCCCUGAGUGGGCCGAUGGGAUCGUGGAGAUCAUGAAGCACGUGGAGGACUCGCUGAUGUCGACUGUCCCUUUCCGUACCCGUCAGUCACUGAAGCUUGUGGCACUGAGUCUCGCCCACUGCCAGCCACGUGUCAGGGAAAUGCUGUGGCAGAGAACUGAGCGGGCUGUUGAGGUGCUUUUGGGAAAUGGUCAAAGCUCUUUGACCCAGCUGUUCAUGGAGGUUCUACAAGCUGCGGCCAGGACCCCUUUAUUCAUCCAGACCAAUUCCAGUAUUGUAACACUGAUUGAAUCUGUGCUGUGCACUUCAAAACCAACACAGUCGAUUCCAUUCGCUGCAGGGAUUGUCCAUCUGGAAAAUUGCCCGCAGAGCUUAAAGAAGAAGGGCAUUGGGGUCAUUCUUCAGCCCCUGGAACUAGUAACAGCAUCAGCUGGUUUACAGCAACUGCACUCAGAUCAUCAUGGCAUUGAAUCUCCCAAAAUAGGCUUGCUCCCAGAAGGUGGCUGCCAGCAUACUUCUCUAGAAGAGCAGUUAUCCCAGAAGAGUUCUUGUGUGUCACUUCUUUGUCUGUCAUUGUCCAGCAUAACACAGCUGGCAGGCACGGGCUCCCUCAAUCUGGAAAUCCCAAUGCAAUCCUUGACCCUGUCAGUACUCAAUGUGCUGAAAUUCUGUGUGGGAAUGUCAGUUUCCUCCUCCCCUAUUAUCAGUGUCUUCAGAAACCUGAUUGGUUGUUCAAAAGUUCAAAAGUGUGCACUGGAUACCCUAGGAAGUCUUUGCCAAUCUCCAGAGAACACAGUGUUCAGGAGUGAGGUAUUUUCUGUUCUUCUACAAUACCUGGACAGUCCUGAUACCAACUCAACUGUUCUACAGAAAGCCUACCAAGUGACCUUGAAGUGGUUGUGUGUAUCUUCUGAACCUCCUCCACAAGUGCUUUUCUCCGGGCUGAAGAAGAGGCUCUGUGACAUGCGAUGGGAAGUGAGAGAUUCUUCUCUCGAGUUCCUCGCUCAGCUCACCUCUCACUUUCACAAGAACCUCGGCUACUGUGAGACCCUUUUAAGCAGUGGAGUCCCUGGUCUCUCAUUAGCCUUGCUGACAGACCCAGAGAGCUAUGUGCGGGCGAGCGCCAUCUUAGCACUUGGACACUCUGUCCUCAUUACCAGCCAAGCGGGUGUCCCAACAUCUGACCAUGUGCUACUGGGAGACCUUGCCAGGCAAUUUGUGGACAUUUUAGUUCAGGACACUGAGGUGUUUGCCAGGAGAGCUGUGAUUAAGGUCUUCACCUUGUGGCUCACCUCUCCAUAUCCUACAGAAGACUUGGAAGAGCCUCUGAGAACUGUGCUGACACAGGGUAGCGAAGACUUGGACUGGGAAGUGAAAGUCCAUACUCUGGAGCUGGCUCAGAUCCUGAUCAGUCAAACCCUGGCAGAGUCCAGUCACUCCACCUGUCCGUACGCAGUUAGCCACGCCCCGCACGCCAAUGUGGAAAACCUCACAGAAUCGCUACGCAAGCUGCAGCACCUCAGGAUCUUUACUGUUCUCUUCAAGGGGCUGUUUGAUUGUGACAGGCCAGUGGCUCAGAGUGCAUGCUCUAUCCUCCUCUCUCUGAAAUCGGCGCUCACCGGAAACUCUUCCGUGACUGAAAGUAAAGUGGCGUGUGAUCUGCACGGACAGAAUUGGGUGGAGGACGCUUUGAAGAAGCACCUUGAAAGACUCCAUGUUGGCGCAGAGUCGCAGAAAUCGAUGGGCUUUGUGGAGGUACUGUCAGUUUUAGAUCUGGAGGAUAUGCAGCAGACCUUAGGACAGAGCAGCGAUCACCUGGAAAACAGCCCCCACUCCCUAAUGGAGGACAUUCUAGCUGCAACUCGCAUAUCAGAGGACAAUGCUUUGGACUGCUAUUAAACUGAAAUUUCUGUAUUUUAUCUUUGUACUUUUUAUACUAGGCUAAAAUAAAUGCAUUUGAAAAAGCUA